This is a messenger RNA of Orycteropus afer afer, 3012 nucleotides long. RefSeq names its product zinc finger with KRAB and SCAN domains 2 (gene ZKSCAN2). The record is from RefSeq and is a predicted model, not a curated record. Gene Ontology annotation, biological process: regulation of transcription by RNA polymerase II. Gene Ontology annotation, molecular function: RNA polymerase II cis-regulatory region sequence-specific DNA binding; DNA-binding transcription factor activity, RNA polymerase II-specific. NCBI's taxonomy places the organism in Eukaryota, Metazoa, Chordata, Mammalia, Tubulidentata, Orycteropodidae.
GCUCUUGGAGGUUCACUUGGACCCCCAGUUUAAGCAAGACGUGACAUUAAACCCUUGGUUGGAGCAUGGCUGCAGCGCUUAGCCCUCAUGUCAGUGCUCCCUUGGAGGUUGAGGGGUGCCUAGUAAUGAAGAUGGAGAAGGACCCCGAGUGGACGUCGGAGUCCAUCAUGGAAGGAUCGGAUAGCUCCGAGUCUGAGACCUUUCGCAGAUGCUUCCGGCAGUUCUGUUACGAGGAUGUGACCGGACCUCAGGAAGCUUUCAGUAAACUCUGGGAACUCUGCUGCCGGUGGCUGAAGCCAGAAAUGCGUUCCAAGGAGCAAAUGCUUGAGCUGCUCGUGAUUGAGCAGUUUCUCACCAUUUUACCGGAGAAGAUUCAGGCGUGGGCACAGGAGCAGUGUCCGGAAAGUGGAGAGGAGGCAGUGGCCCUGGUAGUGCAUUUGGAGAAAAAGACUGGAAGACUAGGACGGCAGGUCAGCAGUCCUGUGCAUUCAGAAAAUGAGUCUUCACUUGGAGCAGCAUGGGAGGUAACAGACUUCCAGCCAGAUCAGGUGGAAACCCAGUCCAGGGUGGUAUCCCUGGAGGAGUCCAGAAGCCUCCACUCAAGACACCAGGAACAGCUGAACUGUAAAAGAGAGCAUCGGCCUUUUCUCAAGAAUGCUUGUCCUUCUCCCUGGGUUCCUAUCCCUGCUGAUGAAUGGAACACCAGAGACCAGGAAGUGACAACCACACAUCUUCCUGCUGGAUCUCAGGGACCAGUGAAAGAUACCCACAUGGCAAGAGGUUUCUCCUACAAAAAGAGUGUGCAUCAGAUUCCUGCUCACAGAGACUUCUACCAGGAGAUCAGGAAGGAGAGUGUUGGAAACAUGGUCUCCUUGGGAAGCACGGUGCCUACAUCUAGCAAGAUAGCCCAUUUGGAGCAGAAAAAGGAGCCGUGGACCAUCGGUCUUCAUUCUUCUAAUAAGAGGAACAUCCUGCGAAGCAACUAUGUCAAAGAAAAGUCAGUUCCUGCUGUUCAGAUCCCUACAAGAAAUGCAGGAAAAACGUGGCGAGAGCAGCAACAGUGGGGUUUAGAAGAUGAAAAAAUUGCAGGUGUACAUUGGAGCUAUGAGGAAACUAAGACUUUUCUUGCAAUUCUCAGAGAGUCCCACUUUUAUGAAACACUUCAGGCUUGUCCCCGAAACAGCCAGGUAUAUGGUGCUGUGGCUGAGUGGUUGCGGGAAUGUGGCUUCCUCCGAACACCAGAGCAGUGUCGGACCAAGUUCAAAAGUCUCCAGAAGAGCUAUCGAAAAGUGAGAAAUGGCCACGUGCUCGAACCCUGUGCCUUCUUUGAGGACAUGGAUGCUUUGUUGAAUCCCGCAGCCUAUGCUUCAGCCACAGAUAAGCCAAAAGAGAUGACCUCUCUCCCCAGACUAAAGAGGCUCGUUAUCAGUAGUAAAGAGCGGAUCAGUUUGGUAGAGGAGGAGGAGGCAGCAGAAGAAUCUGAUGGUGAAGAAAUGGGCAUUGAAUUCGUCCGGAAAUCUGAAAUUCGCGGUGCCCCUGUUUUGUUUCAAAACCUGAGUGGUGUACACUGGGGCUAUGAAGAAACCAAGACUUUUCUUGAUAUUCUCCGUGAGACUCGGUUUUAUGAAGCACUUCAAGCCUGUCAUCGGAAGAGCAAAUUGUAUGGGGCCGUGGCUGAACAGCUGCGAGAGUGUGGCUUUCUCCGUACACCGGAGCAGUGUCGGACUAAGUUCAAAAGCUUACAGAAGAGCUACCGCAAGGUGAAAAAUGGCCAUGUGCUAGAGUCUUGUGCAUUCUACAAGGAGAUGGAUGCCCUGAUUAACUCACGAGGGUCUGCACCUUCUACUGAUAUCCCAGAAGAAGUCCCGUCACCCUCAAGGCAAGAAAUAGGGAGUAUUGAGAUUGAGCCUCAGGAGCCUACAGGCUGGGAACCUGAGGAAACCUCACAGAAGGCAAUAGUAGAAGAUUCUGGCAGUGAGAGAAUGAGUGAGGAGGAAGUUGUACAAGAGCCAGAAUUCCAGGGAUCUACAGGUCUACUGCAACACCCAAGUGAUUUUGAAAUUGGAAAUAGCUUCAAGGAGGAUCCAACACAGGCAAUAUAUAAGGACAUGGAACAGCAUAGGACAUUAAUAGAAAAGUCUAAAAAGGUGGUUUCCCAGAAUACUGAUCCAGGUAAAUAUCACAAAAGGGAAUGCAUCUCAGGGAGACAAUGGGAAAACCUUCAAGGAAUUAGACAGGGAAAGCUGGUGUCUCAGCCUAGAGAAUUAGGGAAACCUGUAAUGUAUCAAAGGCCUUUCAUGGGGAAGAGAUCUUACCGACUUCUCAAAUAUGGAGAAAGCUUUGGAAGGAGUGCUCGUUUUAUGUGCCGGAUGAACCAUCAGAAGGAAAAUCCCUGUAAGUGUAGUGUCUGUGGAAAGUGCUUUGGUAGAAGCAGGAGCUUAAUUAGACACCAAAGAAUCCACACAGGAGAAAAACCUUUUAAAUGUCUUGACUGUGGGAAAAGCUUUAAUGAUUCCUCAAACUUUGGUGCUCACCAGAGGAUUCACACAGGAGAGAAACCAUACAGAUGUGGAGAGUGUGGGAAAUGCUUUAGUCAAAGCUCAAGUCUUAUUAUACAUCAGAGAACCCACACAGGUGAGAAGCCUUAUCAGUGUGGAGAGUGUGGGAAAAGCUUUACCAACAGUUCUCAUUUUAGCACCCACCGGAGAGUCCACACGGGUGAGAAUCCUUACAAAUGUGUGGAUUGUGAAAAAAGUUUCAAUAACUGUACAAGAUUUCGAGAACAUCAGCGAACACAUACUGGAGAGAAGCCCUAUGGAUGUGUCCAGUGUGGUAAACGUUUCAGUAAGAGUUCUGUUCUUAGUAAACACCGGGAAGUUCAUAUGAGAGAAAAGCUGCCAUACACUUCAUCUGUGUAUUCCCCAGAGAACCCACACAAGGCAAAGAUUGUUGAGUUCAGGAAAAGUUUUUCAUGAUGAUCUCUUCCUAAUGUCCCUUUAGCCAUUUUACCCU